Molecule: messenger RNA, 1041 nt
Organism: Adineta ricciae
Lineage: Eukaryota; Metazoa; Rotifera; Eurotatoria; Adinetida; Adinetidae
Source: the annotation of a GenBank genome assembly
AUGAUGUGCAUACAAUAUCACUUACUUCUCUCUCUAGUCUCCUGCUUUUCACUUCAUCAAGCAGUAUCUUCUCUUCCUACUCCUAUUGAUAGUAUUUGUCAAGGUGCAACAUGGAAUCGAAAUGGUAUCACUGUCGCUGGAGGACUCGGACUUGGAUCGGGAUUGAAUCAACUGUAUUAUCCAAACGGAUUGUUCGUUGAUGAUCGUGGUAUUUACAUUGCUGACACAAAUAAUCAUCGAGUCAUGAAAUGGUCAUCGGGUGCCAGUAAUGGCGAAGUUAUUGUCAAUGGAAAUGACCAGGUCGAUGGUAAACCAUUAGGUCAACUGACCAAAGUUGUUGUUGAUCGCGAUGAAAAUGUUUAUGUUUGCGAUCGAGACAAUAAACGGGUGUUGAAAUAUCGAAAAGACGAGAAACAAGGUGAAACUAUUCUGAAGGAUAUCUCAUGCUGGGGAUUGGCACUUGACAAUCAAGGAUCAUUGUACGUCUCUGACUUAGAAGCAAAUCUUGUCAUGAAAUGGCCGGAUAAUCUUAUUGUUGCUGGUGGCAAUGGUCGUGGCAACGGAUUGAAUCAACUUUCAUCCCCUUAUAAUAUCUUUGUUGAUACAAGUCGAACACUUUUUAUUGUCGAUCGAGGCAACAAUCGUAUUAUGAAAUGGUUGGCCGGUGCAAAAGAAGGUCAACUUGCAAUUGCCAGUAAAGGAUUCGGAAAUGCUGACGAUCAAUUGUACAAACCAAUGGGUGUCACCGUCGAUGGAAUGGGCAGUGUUUAUGUAGUUGAAUACAUCAAUACACGAGUUGUUCGUUGGUUAGACAAUGCUCAAGCUGGUAAGGUAAUCAUUGGUGGACCAGGAUAUGGUAGCAGUCCUGCUCAGUUAUAUUUUCCACGUGACGUUGCAUUUGAUCGUGACGGUAAUUUGUAUGUUGCUGAUACAAACAACAACCGUAUUCAAAUGUACACAAUUGAUAAAAGUGCUUGCGUUUCAGGUUCGUUGGAUCGAGAACUUAUUCAUAUUGUCAAGAUAUUUUUUCAUUUAGCUUAA